This is a messenger RNA of Myripristis murdjan (pinecone soldierfish), 3404 nucleotides long. RefSeq names its product proprotein convertase subtilisin/kexin type 5. The record is from RefSeq and is a predicted model, not a curated record. NCBI's taxonomy places the organism in Eukaryota, Metazoa, Chordata, Actinopteri, Holocentriformes, Holocentridae. The transcript is spliced from 16 exons. The coding region runs from base 121 to 3006 and encodes 961 amino acids.
UGGUGUCACAGAGCCCCAUAUCGAUCUGCCAGCUACCUGCCGCACGGACACCGCGCCUUUGGAGACUGUCCUCUUUUCCUCUCCUCUCUCUCUCCUCUCCAUGAGUCCUCAGGCAUAGCAAUGAAGUCCCUCGCCGUGUUUAUUAUUUUCUACUGGCUUGGAUUCAUUCGGUGUAAACCCUCGGCGUCCUGUCCGAGGGGACAGUUUCUGCUGAAGAACCAGUGUGUCCUCUGCCAUCCCACCUGCUCUGGCUGCCACGGCCACGAGCUGUUUGAAUGCACUACCUGUGGAGUUGAUGAAGACGGACAGGAACGCUUCCUCCACCAAGGUCGCUGUCGGAUGCACUGCCCGCGGGGAUUUUAUCCUGACAGGGGUCACUACGCCUGCCUGCCCUGCAUAACCAAUUGUGAACUCUGCACCGAUGCCAACAUAUGUGCCAAAUGUCGGGAACAGUACAAACUCCAGAAUGGGGUCUGCCAAGCAGCAUACUGUGGCAUAGGGCAGGUCCAGGAUCCUGACACAGGAGAGUGCUUUGACUGCGAGAUGGGCUGCAAAACAUGUUCCACAGCAGACCCUGAGAUCUGCAACAGCUGUGUGGAAGGAUACUUUCUUUUCAGGCACCAGUGUCGCAGGCACUGCCCUCAGAGCACCUAUGAGGACCGGGACAGGGGUGUGUGUCUGACCUGCCCAACACCAUGCACCGACUGCAGAAGUAACACACAUUGCCUGGCCUGCCAGCAUGGCUACUUCCUCAAUGGUGGUGAGUGCGUCAAACAGUGCCCACAGCAGACCUUUAGUGAAUCCAGUGGAUGGCGCUGCCAAUCCUGCCACAGCUCAUGCCAGACUUGCCAUGGACCGCACUCAACAGACUGUGACUUGUGCCUCGGUGGAAACCCCCCUCUGCAUGGGCAGUGCCCUCUGCUUAACUGCCCACUCGGCCAGUACUUUGAUGGAAAAAAUGGCAGAUGCCACGCUUGUGAUGCGUCCUGUAAGACCUGCUUUGGCCCUCAAGCACUGGAUUGUUCCUCUUGUUUCACAGGGUAUUUCCUGGACCAGGACAGUUCUUGUGUGGAGCACUGUCCACCAGGCUCCUAUGCCAACUCUGCCACUCAGCUGUGUGAGGACUGCUCACCAAACUGUGAGGCCUGCAUGGACACGAGUGAUAACUGUAUUAGCUGCUCCAAAGGCAGCUAUAAACUGUUUCUCCACCAGGGGAGGUGCUGGUCUAAUUGUCCAGAAGGUUUCUUUGAGACAGCAGAGGGGUCAUGUGAAGCCUGCGAUAGCUCCUGUCUAACAUGUGACGGGAACAAGUACCAGUGUCUGUCCUGUGCUAAAGACCACUUCCUGGAGAGUGGCAUGUGUAGACUCAACUGUUCACUGCGGACCUACCCUGCAGAUGAUGGUACCUGCAGACGCUGUCCUCCUCACUGCGAUGUGUGCUCAGACGACAGAACCUGUUUCAAGUGCAGUUUCCUCUACCUGAUGCUGAACGGCGUGUGCAAGGCUAGCUGUCCCCUGGGUUACUACGAGGACAUGGAGGAGGGCCGCUGUGGUCAGUGCCACCCCACCUGUGCCAGCUGCUCAGGGCCGCUGGCACACGACUGUGAAUCCUGCUCUACUUUUGCUCCCAAAUUGUAUCAAGGUGUAUGUUCCAAGGAUUGCCCCACUGGCACUUACUAUAACACUGGAGAUAACGAAUGUCAAGAGUGUCAUCAGACCUGUGCGAGCUGCUCGGGUCCUGAGCCAAACCAGUGCACCCAGUGUGAGAAGGGCCUAGUGCUGGACCCAAACACGUUGUUGUGUGGAGUGAUGGGUGACACAGACUGCCCGCCAAGGACCUACCUGCACGAGGACCAGUUCACCUGCAUGGGCUGCCACCGCCACUGUUACUCCUGUGACGGGCCGGGGCAUGACGAAUGCCAGACCUGUGCUGUACCCAAAUACCUCCACAACAGCACCUGUGUGAGUGAGUGUCCAGCCGGGACGUAUAGCACGAGGCAGGAUGCUGAUGGAACAGUGCUGGGCUUUUGUUCUCCAUGUGACCGUGUCUGUUCCACCUGCUCCGGGGCGUCGCCCAAAGAUUGCCUCACCUGCUCUCCAGGAUACCUGCACCUCCUCCACCUCUGCGUCUCACACUGUCCAACAGGGUACUACAUGGAGGGCUCCCGCUGUGAGAAAUGUGACCAUUCCUGUGAGCUGUGCACUGGACCAGGCCCUAAGUCCUGCAGGGCCUGUCUGCCUCCUCUUCUGGAGCUGCACGGCACCAAGCUGUGUGUUGAGCAUUGUCCAGACCGUUUCUAUCAGCUCAAUCAUGUCUGCAAACAAUGUCACACCAGCUGCCAGACCUGCAAAGAUGCCUCGCCUCAAGGCUGUUUGACGUGUGAUAGGGGUAGCACCCUAAAAGACAACGUCUGUUAUCCGCGUUGUGAGGAGGGGCGUUACUUUUCCGAAGAGGAGACUUGUGAGCCAUGCGACAGCUCAUGUCGACAUUGCACAGGCCCCAGAUCGGACCAGUGUCUGACUUGCCCCCGUGAUUUUGGCCUUCACGCUGUGGAGAACCGCUGUGCCCGCUGCUGCCAGGCUGGAGGAAAUGACACUGACUGCUGUGUUUGUGACACUAAUUCAGCUCUGUGUGUGGAGGCCCCCCAGCCCAAGUCAGAUGACCAGGCAGCAGAUCUCAGUAUAUCACCUGGAGCUCUCAAGCACACCUCAGCUGCCUGGCCUGUCGCCCUGCUGCUGGCGCUGGGGUUGGCUCUGGGUGUGUUUGCUGUGGUCAAGGCCCACGCCAGGAAGAGGCUUUGCUGGAGCCGCAGCUAUGAGAGACUAAGUGGCAGCGCCUCGAGCAGUAUGCCCCAUGGGGUGCCUGAGCCAGACAGUGGUGAUGAGGCGGAUGUGGUGUACACCAGCAGGGGCGGAUCAGUAUAUCGACGCUACAGCUUUAUCCACGAGCAGGACACAGAUGCAGACCAGGAUGUGGAUGAGAGCACUUAUCUCAACCAGUCUUAGUAUCGUAGAUGCAUCUGAGCCAGUAGAGCUUAUAAUAGCUGUAUAGUGGAUGCACAUAGUCCCAAUACCAAGACUGAAAUUAGGGGGAUUCAAAGCAGUUUAGUUGAUUUUUAGGAAUGGAAUGCAUUUGUAUCUGUUGUGUUGCUUUUUGACUUCUGGUGAGAGUUAAUUUUUAUUCCUCAAAGUGCCUUCAUCUGUAUACUACAUGUGAUUAGAGGAGGCAUUUGUGAGUGAAAGAAUGAAAUGAUCAUGUAGAAUGACUUCAUCUGUGUAGUCUGUGUUAUUAGAAGAGGCAUUUGUGAGUGAAACAGUGAAAUGAAGUGAUCAUAUAUAAUGACUGAUAUACAAUACAAUUUAUUGUAAAUAGAAAUGUAACUGCAAUAAAAGCUUAUUUUCUA